Messenger RNA from Bactrocera dorsalis (oriental fruit fly), 6817 nucleotides. RefSeq lists its product as uncharacterized. Gene Ontology annotation, molecular function: DNA helicase activity. The transcript is spliced from 2 exons. The record is from RefSeq and is a predicted model, not a curated record. Lineage: Eukaryota; Metazoa; Arthropoda; Insecta; Diptera; Tephritidae. Bases 4421 to 5722 code for a protein of 433 amino acids. Gene Ontology annotation, biological process: telomere maintenance; DNA repair.
GAAAGUGGUGGUUUUCUAAGCAACUUUCGACGUUUUAGGGUAUCGGAAUUUUUUUAAAUUCUUUGUAUAUUGCGAACAUUUGUUUUUACACCAGCUUCUAUUGCGAUUUGUCUGGCUGUGAGGUGACAAUUCGAUGCAACACGCAAAAUUGAUCUUUUUUGCCGAGGUGCUACCGCUUUUGGCCGCCCGCUACUACGCGCUUUUCCGUAAUUUUCAGGAUCUUUUAAUAAAUUCAUAACCGCUUUACGACUUCUAUUUAAAAAUUUCGCGAUUUCUGCUAUUUUUUUUUUAUGCUCUGCUCUGCUCUUAAGAGCAAUUUUUACCUCUGUGUCAUUGAGCCUUUUUCCUCUACCCAUUUUUGUAGAAAUUUUGUUUAUUAAUUGUUGUUUUUCAAAAUAAAUAUCGCAAUUCUAUUUAGAAAAUUAUACGAUAAUUUUUCAAAACACUAGCUCAUGCUUUAUUGGCGGUUAAACAGCAACUAAACAUAAUUAUGCGAAUUUGUGCUAUCAUUUUGACGCGUCAUAAACAGUUAUUUUCUUUUGUAGUUGUUGCAUUGUUUAAACUAAUGUACCGUUAUGUGCACAAAACCAAGCGGACUGUUGUGACUACAGUUAUUACAGAUACUACAAUGAAAAACAAACUCUUUGCACAUGUUUUGAAGAGAAAAUUUUGAAAAAGUUUAAUUGUGCUAUCUUUUUGUCGCGGACUGUAUACUAAGUUCACGCACUUAGUCCCUGCUCGGGCGCCAUGAAAAUUCUCAAGCGUUUUUGAGAAGCGAAAAUAUAACUUAGGGAAUGCGCGAAUAAAAUAAAGCCUAAUUGCCUGUCGAAAAUAAAUUGCGGUUCAAUUACAAUCACUUCUUUAUUCCAUUUCAUCUAUUCCAUUUCAUCUAAAGGCUUAAACUAGUGGUAAUCUAUAUAUAUAUAUAUAAAUGAAAUGGUGUAUAGUUGUAACGCUAAAACUCGAAAACGGCUGAACCAAAUGAAAUACUUCCUUUGGGGGAUUUGUUUGUUUUUACCACGCGCAGGUCAUGUCUUAAAAUCAGAACAAAAUAUUAAGGGGGCGUGGUACCUCCCAUACAAAUUGAAUUUUUCAAGUCGAAUAUCUUCAAAGGUGUUUAAGGUAGGAACAUGAAAAUUGGUACAAAGCUACAGGAUAAUCACACCACUCUCACCUAUAAAACCGGAGGCUAUCGAAUAAGGGGGCCCGGUACCUCCCAUACAAACUAAAUUUUUUAAGCAGAAUAUCUGUGAAAGGGUUCAAGGUAGGGACCUGAAAAUUGGUAUAGACCUAUAUGGUAUCAAAAGCCUUCUUACACAUAAAAGAAGGGGUAAUCGGAAAAGGGGCCGUGGCACCUCCCAUACAAACUGAAUUUUUCAAGGUGAAUAUCUUCAAAAGUGUAUAAGGUCGGAACAUGAAAAUUGGUAUAGAGCUAUAGGAAACAACACCAUUCUCACCCAUAAAACUUGGCGUUAUCGAAAAAGGGGGCGUGGUACCUCCCAUACAAUCUUUAAUUAUUUUGGUUGUUAAUCCACCAUAUAUUUAUCUCAUUUUCCACGUAGCACGACAUUUUGGUUGUUUCUUGCUAUUUUUGUUUAUUUAUCGGUGACAGUAGCGGUUAUAUCGUAAUUUUGGUUGUGUUACGUGCUAUUUUUGGUUUAUGGAAAUGGCAGUUUUAUGUAACAAACACAAAUUAAAUUAAACGUCAAUUUUGCUUUGCAAUCGAACACGCAAAAUUUAGAGAGCAAUAAAAAUGCGCCUUGCUUUACUGAUAUAUUGAUAUAUUUUGUUUUAAAAAGUGAGUUAUUUAGUGAAAGUGAUUUAGCGUGUUGGCGAAUACUGAUUUAUGUACAUUGGAAUUUAUCAUUCAAUUGAUCUGCUUCCUUAGUUUAAUUCAUUCAUUUUUGGAAUUUUCAAAGGUAAGUUAUUGGUCCGUAAAACCUUAUAUGAACUUUAUGCAAAUGAAUGAUCAUUUCCAAUUAGAUAUUUGUUACGAUGCCAAGAAUCAGUACGUAUGGUAACACUUCUCGGAGUUCCCAGGCCGCAAGGAGAACACGAAAUAGCAGAGCACUUCAAAGGGAAAGUGUUAUUGAGAGGGUAUUACCACGAAAUAGACUGCUGGAGAAUAGCACGCACCAGUUAGAAGAUGUCAACCAAAUAUACAAUCAGCAAGAACGGUUGAGAAGAAGGGAAGUUCACAAUCAGCAACAACGAUCGAGAAGAAGGGUAGUUCGUGCUCGCCAAAGUGAUGAAGUAAGAUCACAACAUGCGAUUAUUCGACGACAACAGCGGCAACAUCUUUCUUUUGUGAUCAUUGAACGGGCUGGUUUUCGAUAUGAUCCAAACAUUCAAUAUAGCGCAUCUGUUCAAAUCGGUCAGAUGUCAGUAGUUUGUCAAUAUUGCAAUGCAGUCAAAUUAAAAAUUAACCGCCAGGGUUAUGUUGCGCCGGGGGAAAUGUUAAGUUGCCAGAAUUGCUUCCACCACCACAGCCAUUGUUCCAGCUGCUUUACGGUGAAUCUCCUCACUCGAGCCAUUUCUUAAAGCACACUAAAAUGUACAACGAUUGUUUUCAAAUGACGUCGUUUGGCGGUGAAAUUGUAAAUGAACAAAACUACAAUCCAACGUUUAAGGUUCAUGGGCAAAUUUUUCAUCUCGCUGGAUCGCUGUUGCCGCAUCCAGAUCAAGAACACAAAUAUCUCCAAAUUUACUUUCUGGGAGGUUCACAUGAUGAAGUAUAUCGGCGCUGUGCUAUCUUCAAUACAACGAAAAGAGAAAUAAUUGAACAAUUGCAGCAAAUGUUACACGAACACCAUGGCCUCAUUAAACUGUUUACGAUUUCGUUUGAACGUAUGCCAACAGAUGAUCAUUGUAUAAUCAUACAAGCGGACAAAAGACCAACAGGGACACAUGAAAGACAAUAUAAUGCACCUACAAUUAGCAAAACAUCAGUUGUUGUUGGAGAAAAUUUGCAGUCGCGUGAUAUUGUUAUCAAACGUAGAAAUCAAAACGCACUAAAACGGAUAAGUGAGACACAUCGGUCUUACGACGCAAUGCAAUAUCCGCUCAUGUUCUGCCGUAGAGAAGACGGAUAUCACUUAGGAUAUAAGAUGAUAAAUCCGGUGAAUGGUUAGUAAAAAAAAAUUUUUGUUUGCUACUUCAUAUAGGUAAUUUAAGCUUUUAGGUGUCGAGACAAAUAAAAAAGUCAGUUCAAUGAAGUUUUACGCAUAUCGAAUGAUGAUUCGCCAAAACUAUGACAACCAUUUACUGAGAUAUGGACGGUUAUUUCAACAGUAUGCAGUUGACUUGUAUGUUAAAGUUGAGACAGAACGACUUAAUUACAUGCAAUACAAUCAGUCGAAGUUGCGAUCUGAAGAGUAUAUUCACUUAAAAGAUGCAAUGAAUGGUGAUGCGGAUAUUACAGAUAUUGGUCGACUCUAUAUUUUGCCAUCGACAUACAUUGGCAGUCCUAGACGCAUGCAUGAGUACAAUCCGAAAUGGCCAGACAUUACGAAUCUAUUGCAUCCCGGUCAAUCACCAAGCGAUCGCCACAACGUUACAGCACGCGUGUUUAAACAAAAACUCAGAUGUUUGAUGGACUUUAUUACGCAACAACGUGUAUAUGGCACUGUUCGAUGCUGGAUGUACUCAGUGGAGUGGCAGAAGAGAAGUUUGUCCCACGCACACAUUCUUCUUUGGAUGGUGGAGAAAAUUACACCUGACCAAAUUGAUGACAUCAUUUCCGCCGAAAUUCCUGAUGUUGAAGUAGAUCCAGAGUUGCACGAAGUGGUGAUGGCCAAUAUGGUUCAUGGGCCAUGCGGAGAACACGAUCCAUCUUCGGUUUGUAUGUCGGACAGUAAAUGAAAAAACGCUAUCCCCGUGCUUUUAUUUCGGAAACUCAAACUGGAAACGACGGAUACCCUCUCUAUCGGCGUCGCUCACCCGCUAACAAUGGCAGAACAUUCAUCACUCAAUUGAAAGGAAAGAAUUUCGUGGUUGAUAACACAUGGAUCGUUCCAUAUUCGCCAAUUUUGCCUAAGGCAUUCAAAACACAUAUAAAUGUUGAGUAUUGCAGUUCAAUAAAAUCAAUUAAGUAUGCUUGCAAAUAUGUCACCAAAGGAAGCGAUAUGGCGGUUAUUGGCGUUGAACGAGAUGAAAUUAGCAAAUUUCAAAUGGGCAGAUAUGUGAACUGCUAUGAAGCAAUCUGGAGAAUAUUUUCAUUUGCAAUUCAUGAACGCCAUCCCAAUGUCGUGCAUCUGGCAACUCAUUUGGAGAAUGGCCAGCGAGUUUAUUUCAACGCAGAGAACAUAGUACAGCGAACGGAAAUACCACCAGCAACCACUUUAACAAGUUUCUUUGCAACUUGCGCCAGUGAUCCGUUCGCGAGAACAUUGCUUUACUCGGAGAUGCCUCGGUAUUAUACAUGGAAUGCAUCGUCGAAGAAAUGGUUGCGCAGGAAGAACGGCGAUCCGGUAGAUGGGUAUCCAGGUGUUUUUCAACUGAUACAUUGGGAAGAAUUUACACAAUCCAUCCAAAGAACGAUGAUUGCUUUUACUUACGUUUGCUUUUGAUUAAUGUAUGCGGUUCAACUUCAUUUGAAUCAUUGAGGACUGUAGAUGGUACCAUUUGUGUAACAUUUCGAGAAGCAUGUCAACAAUUGCAAUUGCUUGAACACGACAGUCACUGGAAUCAAACGCUAGCGGAUGCAAUAGCUUCUUCACCAACCACUGCAGUUCGUACACUUUUCGCUAUUAUAAUUUCGACAUGUCAGCCUUCAAACCCGCGUCUAUUAUGGGAUGCGUACAAAGAUGACAUGGCAGAAGAUAUUUUGCAUCGCCUGCGAUUAGCAACGAGAAAUGUCGACUUACAAAUGAACGCUGACAUCUACAAUGAAGCAUUAGUCCUUAUUGAAGAUUUAUGUUUACUUAUGUGUGAAAAACUAUUGAUUGAAGUUCAUAUGCCGGCACCAAGUCGUCAAACAAGGGAUUUAGUGAGUCGCGAAUUGGAACGCGAGCGUGCUUACGAUAUAAUUCACUUGCAACAACAAGUACAAACAAAUGUUCCACUGUUGAAGGAACAGCAAAGCAGUGCAUACAAUCAGCUAAUAAAUGCUGUAGAUAGUGGAAACGGCGGCAUAUUUUUCCUCGAUGCGCCCGGUGGGACUGGCAAAACGUUCCUAUUGUCUUCAAUACUAGCAGCAAUAUGUGGUCAAGGUGGUAUUGCAUUAGCUCUUGCAUCUACCGGGAUUGCUGCAACACUGUUAGAAGGUGGAAGAACGGCACAUUCAGUAUUAAAGCUUCCAUUAAACUUGCAAAUACACGAAAGUCCUGUUUGCAAUAUUUCAAAGCAAUCAGCAAUGGCACAAGUGUUAAAAAAAUGUAAGUUAAUCAUAUGGGAUGAAUGCACAAUGGCCCACAAACGAUCAUUAGAAGCACUCGACCGAACACUGAGAGAUUUGCGCAACAAUAAUCGUUGCUUUGGAGGAGUGAUGAUAUUGCUGUCGGGCGACUUUAGACAAACACUUCCCGUGAUUCCAAAAUCAACAGCGGCGGAUGAGCUAAACACAUGUCUGAAGUUAUCGCAUUUGUGGAGGUUUGUUAAAACCAUUUCAUUGACCAUGAAUAUGCGAGUUUUGCUGCAAAACGAUAGAACUGCGGAGGUUUUUUUAAAAGAGCUGCUGCAAAUCGGAAAUGGACAAGUUCCGAUAGAUCCUUCAGUGGAUUAAUAUCGAUUCCAACUACGAUUUGCCAAUUCACAUCUAAUAAAUAUGAACUAUAUAUAUAAAUAUAUAAAUAUCCAAAUAUUGCUCAAAAUUAUGGUAACUACGAUUGGUUAAGCACGCGCGCAAUUUUAGCAGCAAAAAAUAUGGAUGUCAACGACUUGAAUUGGACGAUUAAAAAUCAAAUUCCGGAGAUCUGCGGUCAUAUAAAUCAAUCGAUCGCGUUGAAAAUGAAGACGAGGUAGUAAAUUACCCAGUGGAGUUCUUAAACUCUUUGAUGCCGCCUGGAAUGUCGCCUCAUAAUUUGCGUCUCAAAGUUGGGUCUGUAGUUAUUAUGCUACGGAAUCUUCAUGCUCCCAAACUGUGUAAUAGUACUCGACUGAUUGUGACCAAGCUAAUGGACAAUUUAAAAGUGGCAAGCAUUUUGAAAGGCCCGUUCAAGGGAGAGGAAAGCUUACUUCCCCGAAUUCCAUUAACUUCAACAGAUUUGCCAUUCCAAUUCAGACGUUUUCAGUUCCCAGUGAAACUUGCAUUUGCGAUGACAAUAAACAAGUCACAAGGGCAGUCGCUGGAAGUAUGCGGCAUAAAUUUAGAAAUGUCUUGCUUUUCACAUGGCCAGCUCUAUGUGGCGUGUUCCCGUGUUGGAAAACCUUCCUCACUUAUUUACGCCGCGGAACAGAAAUAUGUACUAAAAUUAUAUAUUUUCGAGACUCGAUUAAAACUAAUAAAAUUGAAUGAGAAUAGUACAAACUUAAUUUUAUUAAAUUGUCAACAAAUCCUGGACGCGAUGUGUCAGCAUUAUUGAAAAGAGUAGCAUUUUUCAAGCAAUUAAAUCAAAAAGCAUUAAUGUACCCUCGAAAAAAAGGUUUAUCAGGCAGGUUCUGGCAAUUCACUUCCGAGUAAAAUUUGUAAAAAUUUUGUCAAAUUAGGUACAGAAGGUAUUUUCCACAAAAUUUCACUCGGAAGUAAAUUGCAGAACCUGCCUGUAUAUCACGUUUUUUUAUUUAAAUAUUUUAUCAAAAACAGUUCAAAAAACUCAGCAAUAAAGUUUUCUUCACUAUUUUUCAAUAUCGGGAAUUUGUCAAGGACAAAAAAGGCGGU